Molecule: messenger RNA, 3023 nt
Organism: Perognathus longimembris pacificus (Pacific pocket mouse)
Lineage: Eukaryota; Metazoa; Chordata; Mammalia; Rodentia; Heteromyidae
Gene: Klhl36
Product: kelch like family member 36
Exons: 5
Coding region: 819-2666 (615 amino acids)
Molecular function (GO): cullin family protein binding
Source: RefSeq, a predicted model, not a curated record
AAGAGCUUGUCGUGUCCACAAAGUUACUGGUUUGGCACAGAGGAUCCAAGUUGUCCGUUCCGCAGGGAGUUGAACAGGAUGGAAUGUGCCGGAAUGUAUUGCUCCCAGGGGAAACGCCGGAGCCCCUUCCCUGUGUCCUCAUUUAUUUAGAAACAGUGCUGACUUGUUUUCAAGUUGUUCUUUAUUAGCAAAUGUUUGGUCAGUAAGUAACAAAUUGAUUCUUUCCCUCCACCCAGCCUAGCAGGGAAAAUAAUUCCUCCUUAAACCCCAGCCCUGGCGACUGGUGUCCAUGUGGCUGGUUUGUGGGUGGUUUGUGCUUUGUGUACCCGCCUAGUCAAUCCCCCCAGGAGCCCCCAGAGCCCAGCUCUGUGCUAUUUAGGGGUUGCUUGGCAUUUCAGUGCAGGUAGAAACCUCAUCACUGCCUUCUACACCAGUCCAUCUUCUAGAUGUGACCAUAGGUGCAGAAAGGUCCAGCACACUUGGCAAGUUCAUGUUCAAGGCAAGGCACAGGCUCCUGCCUGUGGACUAACGCUGGUGCCAGCAUUGCCUCAGGCUUCAGCCUCCAGGCUGGAAUCUGCCACAGCCUGGGUUGUCUGAUGGUGGUCAGUUAAGUCCCCUCAGAUGACCCACCAACUCUGUAACACACAUUGCUGGGGAGUGAAUGAGUGAAGACAGCGUGUCCUCUCUGGGCCUCAUCCUUAAUCUCAGGAUGAUGCUUUCCAGGCACGCUCUUCAAGAAACCUGGGCUGUAUUCAUUGUUCUCAUCUGAGGGCCUGAGUUUGGGAGCAGGACAGACCCCAGGGUUGUGACCACUGACAAUGGAGGGAAGCAGACCGACACGCGUGUCCAGGCCCUACAAGAUCAGCGAGUCCUCAAAGGUGUACCGCUGGGCGGACCACUCGAGCACCGUGCUGCAGCGGCUGAACGAGCAGCGGCUCCGAGGCCUCUUCUGCGACAUCGUCCUGGUGGCCGAUGAGCAGCGGGUGCCGGCCCACCGCAACCUGCUGGCCGUGUGCAGCGACUACUUCAACUCCAUGUUCACGCUGGGCAUGCGGGAGGCCUUCCAGAAGGAGGUGGAGCUGAUCGGCGCCUCCUACAUCGGGCUCAAGGCCGUGGUGGACUUCCUGUACGGUGGGGAGCUGGCCCUGGACGGCGGCAACAUCGACUACGUCCUGGAGACGGCGCACCUGCUGCAGAUCUGGACCGUGGUGGACUUCUGCUGCGAGUACCUGGAGCAGGAGGUGAGCGAGGACAACUACCUGUACCUGCAGGAGCUGGCCUCCAUCUACAGCCUCAAGCGGCUGGACACCUUCAUCGACGGCUUCGUCCUCAGCCACUUCGGCACGCUCUCCUUCACGCCCGACUUCCUGCAGAACAUCUCCCUGCAGAAGCUGUGCGCGUACCUGGGCAGCAGCCGGGUGCAGCGCGAGUGCGAGCACGACCUCCUGCAGGCCGCCCUGCAGUGGCUGACGCAGCAGCCGGAGCGCGAGGCGCACGCCCACCGCGUGCUGGAGAACAUCCACUUCCCCCUCAUCCCCAGGAACGACCUGCUGCACCGCGUCAAGCCGGCCGUGUGCUCGCUGCUGCCCCGCGAGGCCGGCUGCGAGGGCUUCAUCGAGGAGGCGGUGAACUACCACAACAACCUGGCCGCGCAGCCCGUGCUGCAGACCAAGCGCACGGCGCUGCGCACCAACGAGGAGUGCCUGCUGUUCGUGGGCGGCGAGGUCUCGGAGCGGUGUCUGGAGCUCAGCGACGACACCUGCUACCUGGACUCCAGGAGCGAGCAGUGGGUCAAGGAGACGCCGCUGCCCGCCCGGCGGAGCCACCACUGCGUCGCCGUGCUGGGCGGCUUCAUCUUCAUCGCGGGCGGCAGCUUCUCGCGGGACAACGGAGGGGACGCGGCCUCCAACCUCCUUUAUAGGUAUGACCCCCGCUGUAAACAGUGGAUCAAGGUGGCCUCCAUGAACCAGCGCCGUGUGGACUUCUACCUGGCCUCCAUCGAGGACAUGCUGGUGGCCAUCGGUGGCCGAAAUGAGAACGGCGCGCUCUCGUCCGUCGAGGCCUACAGUCCCAAGACCGACUCCUGGUCCUACGUGGCUGGCUUGCCAAGGUUCACCUACGGCCACGCAGGCACCAUCUACAAAGACUUUGUGUACAUCUCCGGGGGCCACGACUACCAGAUCGGCCCGUACCGCAAGAACCUGCUGUGCUACGACCACCGGACGGAUGUGUGGGAGGAGCGGCGGCCGAUGACCACGGCCCGCGGCUGGCACAGCAUGUGCAGCCUGGGCGACAGCGUGUACGCCGUGGGCGGCAGCGACGACCGCCUCGAGUCCAUGGAGCGCUUCGACGUGCUGGCCGUGGAGGCCUACAGCCCGCAGUGCAACCAGUGGACGCGCGUGGCCCCGCUGCUCCAGGCCAACAGCGAGUCGGGCGUGGCCGUGUGGGGGGGCCGCAUCUACAUCCUGGGCGGCUACAGCUGGGAGAGCACGGCCUUCUCCAGGGCCGUACAGGUGUACGACCCCGAGGCCAACCGCUGGACCCGCGGCCCCGACCUGCCCAAGGCCAUCGCCGGCGUGUCCGCCUGCGUCUGCGCCCUCAAGCCGCGGCUGGAGGACAAAAAGAAGAAGGGCAAGGGCAAGCGCCACCAGGACCGCGGCCAGUGACCCCGGCCCGGCCCGGGGCCGCCUGCGCUCCCGUGACCCCCGAGGAACGUUUUGUACUUUGACGACUCUUCUUAUUUCUGUGACACCGCAGUAACCAACUAGGUAGUCCACGUAACUUGCAUUAUCUUGCUUAGGUAACUAAACCUCGGCCCAGGGGAUGCCUGUUAGGCCUUCCUCCUGGGGCCCGGCCCCCGCGGGAUCCCCGGAACCUCUCCCUGGGAGUGCCCAGCUCACGGGAUGGGCAGGGAUUUUUGUAGUGGAACUUGGGGUCUCAAAUGGAUGUUUCAGACCACCUAGCCCGAGCCUUCCCAGCCCUGCUGAGCUUGUUCCUUUUCUUCUUCAUCUUUGGCUGAGCUU